AUGCCUCAAGCCUCCAAGAAACUUUUCUUCGCUGCCCUUGAUCACGAACUUGAGAAGAUCGAAGCAUUCUACGAGAAGCAAGAGAAGGCCUUACAAGAACAUACUCAGAUGCUGAAAGAACAACUUAACGAGCUCGCUGAGCACCGGAAACAAUUCUAUGAGGCUUUUCCAGAGCAUAAGCAAACGCUAGCAUCCGCACUCAAGCAAUACCAAAGCGGUCUCAGAUGGCGACUUAGACUUGGGAAGGCUAAGCAGAAUGGGUUAGAACAGACUGUCGAACUCAGUUCAGCACAACCACCGUCGAUGGAGAGACCUACAACUAGCGGCACCGCCUUUUCAAAUGAUGAUAGCGACAACGCAGGCCCUAGUAAAGGCAAUGCAUUAGACGCGUCCUCCCGGUUGCUGGCUCCUGAUGAGUACCAUCAUGCUAAGAAGAAAUUACGAAAAGCAGUUGUCGAACACUAUCGCGCGCUGGAGGCACUUAAGAACUACCGGAUCUUGAAUAUCACCGGGUUCAGGAAGGCCCUCAAGAAAUUCGAAAAAUUCACCAAGAUUCCGGUGCAGCACGCGUAUAUGGCAGAAAAGGUUGAGACCAGCGCCUUCUAUUCCGACAAAGCGGUCAACGCCAUGAUCGAGGAAAUGGAAGGCGUCUAUACCUUGAGGUUUGAACAAGGCGAUAGAAAGAAGGCCCGUGCACGUUUGCGAGGAUCAGGAAAAACCAAAAGCCACCAUUUCAGCACUUUUCGCUCUGGAAUACUGUUGGGCUUAGCACUACCGGCCUUGGUGUCUGGAAUAUACCAUAGCUUUCUCCAGGAAACAAGGGAUGAAAUACCAGGAUGGGACGCGCUUCUCUUCGUUUAUGGAAUGCUGUUGAUCCCUGUCCUCUUCUCGUUGCUGGUCGGCUUAAAUUUGUUAGUAUGGUCGCGGUCAAGGAUAAACUACGUCUUCAUCUUCGGGCUGCCUCCAGGCUUGACUACUGUAUGGCCUCUUGCUUGGUUGGGCUUUGUGGGUCUUGUGUUCUUCCAACCGUUCCCCUUCCUCUUCAAACCCUCAAGGUUCUGGCUUCUACGGAAAAUAGGAAGGCUACUGAUGUCGGGGACAAGACGUGUGGAGUUCGCAGAUUUCUGGAUGGGAGACCAGUUCUGUAGCCUGUUCUUCACACUGUCAAACUUGUACCUGUUCGCAUGUGUUUAUGCCCGAGGUUUUGACGAUCAGUGGAGGCGAUGUGGAACUUCCUCUCCCAAUUGGCCCGCUGCAUUCGCGCUUGGUAUACUACCCUUCGUAGUUCGCGUCGUUCAGAGUUUACGGCGUUAUGCCGAUUCUAAACUCCCCACCCAUCUGGUUAACGGUGGAAAGUAUGCAUCCGGCAUCGUCAGUUAUUUCUUCUAUUUUCUAUGGAGACACAAUGGGAGUAGAGCAAGCUUAGCCCUUUGGUGUGUCUCCUCCAUCGUGUAUGCAAUCUACGCUUCCUCUUGGGAUCUUCUGAUGGAUUGGAGUAUUUUGCGCUUCAAGUCAGAUGGAAGAUUCCCCUUCUUGAGGCCAGAGCUGGUGUACAGCGAAUCGAUACCCUUUUAUUACUUCGCCAUAGUUUCUAAUGUUCUGUUACGAUUCGUUUGGGUAUUCUAUAUCCCGAGUCGCGGCCCUAACAUAAUGUUACGAACCUUCAUCGCCGGUAUACUGGAAAUGCUUCGACGUUGGCAAUGGAAUUUCUACCGUCUGGAGAACGAGCACCUCGGUAACGUAGAUCAAUACCGCAUUACCAGAGAGGUUCCCCUCCCAUAUUCCUUUGACGAGGCUAGUCAGGACGACGAUAACGACGAGUCUGACGCUCAGGCCGGGGUGGCUUCCAGUCGAAUGGCUUGGUUGUUCUAUCGGAAACGUCAAUCCGAGCAGAACACCAAUAGUGAUUCCAACUAG
This is a messenger RNA of Pleurotus ostreatus (oyster mushroom), 1917 nucleotides long. RefSeq lists its product as uncharacterized. The transcript has 18 exons. NCBI's taxonomy places the organism in Eukaryota, Fungi, Basidiomycota, Agaricomycetes, Agaricales, Pleurotaceae. Gene Ontology annotation, biological process: cellular response to phosphate starvation; phosphate ion transport. Gene Ontology annotation, molecular function: inositol hexakisphosphate binding. Bases 1 to 1917 code for a protein of 638 amino acids. Gene Ontology annotation, cellular component: Golgi apparatus; plasma membrane; cytoplasm. The record is from RefSeq and is a predicted model, not a curated record.